AUGGGGGGCACUCACACUCCAGCGCAUGCCCAGUCCUCUCUUCCUGCGCUCCCCGCACAUCUCCAGUCCGAUACCCAUCUAACAGCUCACUUGGCAAGCCGUUUCCAUGUCGGUCUUCCCACGGCUCGUCUGUCUUCUCAGGCUCUGAUCUCCCUCAACACAUACACUUCGGCAACAAAAGGCCCAGAUGGUGAAAAGGAAGGCAGUGCAGCGGGAGAGGCCGAAGACCUGGCCCGUCGCGCUUACACUCGCUUGGGGGCUCGGGGUGAGAACCAAGCGGUUGUGUUCCUUGGAGAGAGCGGAUCCGGCAAGACCACCAUUCGCUCGCACCUGCUAUCGUCUUUCCUCUCUUAUUCCUCGACCCCGCUCUCCUCGAAACUCUCCUAUGCCGCCUUCGUUUUUGACACAUUGACCACGACCAAGUCGAAUACCACUCCUACUGCCUCUAAGGCUGGUCUUUUCCUCGAGCUUCAGUACGAUGGCUCGUCCUCCGUCAACCCCACCUUAAUCGGUGGAAAGAUCAUCGACUACCGACUUGAACGGAGCCGUAUUUCGUUCGUCCCGACCGGAGAACGCAGCUUCCACUCUCUGUACUAUCUUUUGGCAGGCACGAGUGCUGCCGAGAAGGCUCAUCUUGGCUUUGAUAACGCGAUUCACGUCCACACCGGCGGUUCGGGCUCAGUCAGUCACAAGCGAUGGCGUUACUUGGGUCACCCCACCCAAUUAAAGGUCGGAGUCAACGACGUGGAAGGAUUCCAGCAUUUCAAAACUGCUCUCCGUAAGCUCGAGUUCUCCCGAGGCGAGAUCGCAGAAAUCUGCCAGAUUUUGGCCAGUAUCCUACACAUUGGCGAACUGGACUUCAUUUCGGGCCAGGCCACCACGACGGCUGCGGAGGAGAGCGGUGGCUACUCUCAUGAGGGUGGUGAGGUGGUCACCGUUGUCAAGAACAAGAAUGUUCUUGCCAACGUCGCUGCUUUCUUGGGUCUGAGCAUUGAGGCGCUCGAGAACAGCCUCGGCCACCAGACCAAGACCCUCCACCGUGAGCGUGUGACGGUCAUGUUAGACCCGAAGGGUGCUCGCAAAAAUGCCGAUGCAUUCGCACGCACAAUCUACUCGCUCUUGGUGACAUACAUUAUCGAAACUGUCAACCAGAAGAUUUGUGCAGCCGAGGAAAGUGUUGUCAAUACUAUUUCGAUUGUGGACUUCCCCGGGUUUGCUACCUCUCCUGCUACCGACUCGACCCUGGACCAACUUCUGAGCAAUGCAGCCACUGAGUCUCUCUACAACUACUGUUUGCAAUCGUUCUUUGACCACAAGGCCGAUGUCUUGGAUCGUGAAGAAAUCGCGGUCCCGGCCACGAGCUACUUCGACAACACCGACACCGUUCGCGGCCUCCUUAAGCACGGCAACGGACUGCUGAGUAUCCUCGAUGAUCAAACCAAGCGUGGUCGCACAGACUCACAGUUCCUCGAAAGCGUUCGGAAGAGAUUCGAUGGCAAGAACAUGGCCAUCUCAGUGGGUGACUCGAGCGCCACGAGUACCUAUGUCACACCGAAUGCUCGUAGGACUGCUUUUACCGUCAAACAUUUCGCCGGUGAGGUAGACUACUCAGUAACGGACCUGAUUGAAGAAAAUGGAGAAUUCAUCUCCGGUGAUCUCAUGAACCUCAUGAAGUCAACCCGCAGCGACUUGGUUCGUGAAUUGUUCGAUCAAGAAGCACUGCAAACCAUUACCCAUCCUCGUGAGAAGACUGCCAUCAUGCAGGCUCAGGUUUCCUCCAAGCCUAUGCGCAUGCCCAGCAUGGCCCGGCGCAAGCAUGAUGCACAAGCUCGUUUGGUCGCGUCUGCUGUGUCCCGUGCUGACAGCGAUGACAUCGACGAAGGCGACAGUCAGGUGGCGAGCACCCGGCGAGGCACCGCGGGUCGCAAGAGUGGUCUGAUGGCCGGUCCGUCACAAGGCGCGGCAGGCCAGUUCCUGUCAGGUCUCGAGGUCAUCAACAAGUGCCUGAGACAACCAAACGUGAAUCCGUACUUCGUGAUUUGCCUCAAACCUAACGACCGACGAAUCGCGAAUCAAUUCGAUAGUAAAUGCGUGCGCAUGCAAGUUCAAACGUUUGGCAUUGCAGAAAUAAGCCAGCGCCUCAGAAAUGCCGACUUUAGCGUCUUUCUGCCAUUUGCUGAAUUCCUCGGGUUGGCUGACAUCGGCAAUGUCGUUGUGGGGAGCGACAAAGAGAAGUCAGAGGUCGUUCUGGACGAAAGAAGAUGGCCCGGCAAUGAAGCUCGUGUCGGAAGCACUGGUGUCUUCCUGAGCGAGCGUUGCUGGGCGGAUCUCGCCAAGGUGGGAGAACGCGUGGUGCCGACAUACAACAUGGGCGGCAGAUCCAAUGAUGAUGGAACGUUCAACGCUGCCAGUGGAAACCCGGAUGCCAAAGUCCGUCUUCUCAACCCUGCUGACCAGUCUCCGGGCGCCUAUAUCUAUGGCGACGAGACCAAACAGGGCUAUUUUGGUAGCCGUGAGUUGGAUGGACGCUCUGACGCAGGAGGCUCGGCCUUUAACUCUGGUGACAUGUUCCGUGACUUCGAUACGAAGCAGCAAAUGCUUGACAAGGGCCAGGAAAAGGACAUGCAGCAAGUGGAAGAGGUCUCGAUUUCAGGAUCCCGCCGCCGCUGGAUGGCAUUGGUCUGGCUGCUGACCUGGUUUAUUCCCGAUUUCCUGGUUGAACAUAUCGGGCGAAUGAAACGAAGGGACAUUCGGACAGCGUGGCGUGAGAAGUUUGCGAUCAACCUGAUCAUCUGGUUUGCUUGUGGUGUCGCCAUCUUCAUGAUUGUUGCUUUCCCUGGAUUGAUCUGUCCGACGCAGCAUGUCUACUCCCAAGGAGAGCUCAGCACUCAUAAUGGCAAGGACGGUCAAAACUCCUUUGUUGCUAUUCGAGGUGUUGUGUUCAAUCUGGGAGACUUUAUGCCUUCUCAUUAUCCCAACAUCAUUCCGCAAAAGUCUCUCAAAAACUACGCUGGUGAAGACGCCACCAACCUCUUCCCCGUUCAGGUUUCUGCAUUGUGCCAGGGUGUGGACGGGAAGGUUGAUCCCAGUGUGCCACUCGACUAUCGCUCGAACUUGAAUGACUCCGCCAGCACCACCUCGACAACUUCUUUUGAUGUCAACGCCAAAUAUCAUGACUUCCGAUACUGGACCGAUCUAUACCAACCAGACUGGUUCUACGAACAGAUGGUCACGAUGCGAGCAAAUUACAAAAAAGGUUACGUUGGCUACACUGCGAAAUAUAUGAAGAGCUUGGCCGAUGAGGAAGACAAAAACAUUGUCAGCAUCAAUGGGAAAGUCUACGAUAUGACAUACUAUAUCGCAGGGCCCCGAAACCCACGUUUCCCCGAAGGCAAGAACUCGUCCUCCACCAAUAUCAAAACCGACUACAUGAGCCCUUUGCUUGUCACACUCUUCCAGCAAAAAUCUGGCUAUGACGUGACGAAGUACUACAAUGAUCUUCCUCUUGAUGCCGAUCUGCGCUCCCGAAUGGAACUGUGCCUGGACAACUUGUUCUUCGUUGGCCAUGUCGAUACUCGUAACUCGGUUAAGUGCCAAUUUGCUCGGUACUUCAUUCUUGCCAUCUCCGUGUUGAUCUGUGCGGUCCUCACCUUCAAAUUCCUGGCUGCUCUGCAAUUCGGAAAGAAGAACCUGCCUGAGAAUCUGGACAAGUUCAUCAUUUGCCAAGUUCCCGCUUAUACAGAGGACGAGGAAUCGCUCCGUCGUGCCAUUGACUCCAUGGCGCGUAUGCGUUAUGACGACAAGCGUAAGCUUCUUCUCGUUAUCUGCGACGGUAUGAUUAUUGGUCAAGGUAACGAUCGACCCACGCCGCGGAUUGUCUUGGACAUCUUGGGUGUUCCUGAGUCUGUAGAUCCGGAACCCCUCAGUUUCGAGAGUUUGGGUGAGGGUAUGAAGCAGCACAACAUGGGCAAAAUCUAUUCUGGUCUUUACGAGGUUCAAGGUCACAUUGUGCCUUUCCUAGUCGUUGUCAAGGUCGGCAAGCCUUCUGAGGUGUCUCGUCCAGGGAACCGUGGUAAGCGUGAUUCUCAGAUGGUGCUCAUGCGCUUCCUAAAUCGCAUCCACUAUAAUCUGCCUAUGAGCCCUAUGGAACUUGAGAUGCACCAUCAGAUUCGAAACAUCAUUGGUGUUAAUCCCACCUUCUACGAAUACAUUCUUCAGGUCGAUGCCGAUACAGUGGUUGCGCCAGAUUCCGCUACGCGAUUCGUUUCAUCAUUCCUUUCCGAUACACGGUUGAUCGGUGUCUGCGGAGAGACAGCCCUAUCCAAUGCCAAAACUUCUAUGGUCACCAUGAUCCAGGUUUACGAAUACUACAUUUCUCACAAUCUGAUCAAGGCCUUUGAGAGUCUUUUCGGAUCGGUCACUUGCUUGCCCGGUUGUUUCACCAUGUUCCGCAUUCGUUCAUCGGACACCGGAAAGCCCUUGUUCGUCAGCAAGGAAGUCGUCGAAGCCUACUCGGAAAUCCGUGUUGAUACUCUGCAUAUGAAGAAUCUCCUCCAUUUGGGCGAAGAUCGAUACCUGACUACGCUGCUUCUGAAGCAUCACCCCAAGUUCAAGACCAAGUAUAUUUUCCGUUCUCAUGCUUGGACUGUCGCCCCAGAGAGCUUCGCUGUCUUCCUCUCUCAACGUCGUCGCUGGAUUAACUCUACGGUGCAUAACCUGAUUGAGCUGGUCCCGUUGCAACAGCUCUGCGGUUUCUGCUGCUUCAGUAUGCGUUUUAUUGUCUUCGUCGAUCUGCUCAGUACCAUCAUCCAGCCCGUCACGGUUGCCUACAUCAUUUAUUUGAUCGUCUGGCUGGUGCGCGACACCUCAGUGAUCCCAUGGACGGCGUUCAUUCUCCUUGGUGUUAUCUACGGUCUACAGGCAUUCAUCUUCAUCGUCCGACGCAAAUGGGAGAUGAUUGGCUGGAUGUUGAUUUAUAUCCUCGCCAUUCCUGUCUUCUCUCUUGCCCUGCCGCUGUAUUCCUUCUGGCACAUGGACGACUUCUCUUGGGGUAACACCCGGGUUAUUACCGGAGAAAAGGGCCAGAAGAUCGUCAUCACCGACGAGGGCAAAUUCGACCCUUCGUCCAUCCCGAAGAAGCGCUGGGAGGAGUACCAAAUGGAGUUGUGGGAGGCUCAGACCUCACGCGAUGAUCGCUCCGAGGUUUCGGGCUACUCCUAUGGCACCCGAUCGCAUGCGUUCCCGCAGUCCGAGUAUGGAUUUCCCGGCUCCCGGCCCGUCUCCCAACUGGAUCUGCCGCUGCUCAACACAGGCUCGCGUUACUCUGUGGCUCCGUCUGAGAUUAUGACGCGCCACAUGGAUACGGAUAUGAGCACGGAGGACCUGGCUCACCUGCCUUCCGACGACGCUAUUCUCAACGAGAUCCGUGAGAUCCUUCGCACUGCUGAUCUGAUGACUGUGACGAAGAAGAGUAUCAAGCAGGAGCUUGAGGCACGCUUUGGCGUCAACCUGGACCUGAAGCGGCCCUACAUCAAUUCUGCUACCGAGGCAGUUCUUUCGGGUCUUCUCUAG
Messenger RNA from Penicillium argentinense, 5571 nucleotides. It is a transcript of the gene chsE, whose product is annotated as chitin synthase class Va. NCBI's taxonomy places the organism in Eukaryota, Fungi, Ascomycota, Eurotiomycetes, Eurotiales, Aspergillaceae. The record is from RefSeq and is a predicted model, not a curated record. Gene Ontology annotation, cellular component: cell periphery; cell septum; myosin complex. The transcript is spliced from 4 exons. Gene Ontology annotation, molecular function: ATP binding; chitin synthase activity; cytoskeletal motor activity. The coding region runs from base 1 to 5571 and encodes 1856 amino acids.